Molecule: messenger RNA, 1095 nt
Organism: Ipomoea triloba (trilobed morning glory)
Lineage: Eukaryota; Viridiplantae; Streptophyta; Magnoliopsida; Solanales; Convolvulaceae
Product: wall-associated receptor kinase 2-like
Exons: 2
Coding region: 1-1095 (364 amino acids)
Molecular function (GO): polysaccharide binding
Source: RefSeq, a predicted model, not a curated record
AUGGAAAAACUAUGUGGCGGCCCUGUUGCAGCAUGUUGGUGUUGUUUAUUAGUGGUGGUGUUCCUGUCAGGCUCCUCCGCUAUUGCCCAGACGAGAAGCAACGCUCCCAUUGUUCGUCCAGGUUGCCCCACCCACUGCGGAAACUUGACGGUUCCCUACCCAUUCGGAAUCGGGAUAGGAAGUGAAUGUGCACUUGAUUCCGGAUUCGAGAUAUCCUGCGACACUACUACUGUUUCCAAUCAAGGCAGAGCAAUCUUUAGAGGAUGGAGUGGGCUCCGCUUUGUGUAUAACAUAUCAGAAACCCAGAUUUCGGUUGCGCACUCCCCAAUGCUGGCAACCAAUUGCUACGACUCCAAAGGAGCAUUGGUUCGUAAGCCGCCAUUUCUACUCCAAACUUAUUGGGUACUGCCCAUACAAAGAUAUUAUCACUGCAGCCUCUCCCCUGAAAACAAGAUAACCACAAUUGGCUGCGACGAUACUCUCGUCAUAUCGCAAGGAACCAAUAUUACUUCCACAUGUUCUAAUGCCUCUCAAGUGCCUCACAAUGGGGCUUGUUCCGGUAUCGGCUGCUGCCAAUUACCCUUACCCAAGGGCUCCAACAAGGUCUACAAUAUUAGCAUGCUCAGUGCCUCGAACCACACCAGGGUCUGGUCCUUCAAUCCCUGCUCAUACAUGUUUCUUGGAGACACCAGUCGCUUCAGAUUGCUUGGUGCAUCUGAUUUCAGCAAUCCUAAUUUCACACGGAGGGUUGUUGAAACUGUUCCCGUGGUUCUAGACUGGGCAAUUGGAGACUUGAGUUGCAAAGAAGCCGAAAGCAGUAGUGGAUAUGCUUGCCAAGCGAAUAGCCAUUGCGUAGAUUCCGGCACCGGAUUUGGAGGUUAUCGCUGCGAAUGCGAUUAUGGUUAUGAAGGCAACCCAUAUCUCACUCAAGGCUGCUUCAUGGCGUUAGACCGGCCAAUUGGAAACUUGAGUUGUAACGAAGCCCAAAAAAGAAGUGGAUAUGCAUGCCAAGCCAAUAGUCACUGUGUAGAUUCAGGCCGCACAGGAAAUGGAGGUUACAUGUGCCGUUGUGAUGACGGUUAUGAAGGGAAGUAG